AUGGCGUGGGGAUCAUCGUGUUCAAGAUGCCCUGAAAGAACUUCUGAUGAUUACAGAUUUUUAUGUCAAGAUGUUAGGCCGCGAAUGCGCCCACCUCCUCGAAGAAUAUCGGCAGCAAAAGAGAAAACGGUCGAGGUCAAUGAAGUCGGUGGAUUUCACGAACAGGAAUGUGGAAUACCUGGCGGAUGUAAGAAUGGAAAAUGUUUAAGAACUGAAGAUGGAUAUACUUGUGAUUGCGAUGAUGGAUUCAUACUUGAUCCAGACUUGAUGGUUUGUUCGGAUGUUGAUGAGUGCAAAGAUUUUCGACACAUCUGUUUAAAUGGAAUUUGUAUUAAUCAACCUGGUUCCUUCAAGUGUGUUUGUCGGCCUGGUUUCGAAGCAUCAAACGAUGACUCCACAAUCUGCAAAGAGGUCGAGCCCACUUCAUUUCUAACGGAUUUAAUUGAUCCACUGGACAAAAUUCAAUUGCCCGCAACAUAA
Messenger RNA from Styela clava, 480 nucleotides. NCBI's taxonomy places the organism in Eukaryota, Metazoa, Chordata, Ascidiacea, Stolidobranchia, Styelidae. The record is from RefSeq and is a predicted model, not a curated record.